Molecule: messenger RNA, 791 nt
Organism: Talaromyces stipitatus ATCC 10500
Lineage: Eukaryota; Fungi; Ascomycota; Eurotiomycetes; Eurotiales; Trichocomaceae
Product: SNF7 family protein Fti1/Did2, putative
Exons: 2
Coding region: 41-682 (213 amino acids)
Biological process (GO): protein transport; endosome transport via multivesicular body sorting pathway; late endosome to vacuole transport
Cellular component (GO): multivesicular body; ESCRT III complex
Source: RefSeq, a predicted model, not a curated record
ACACAUCUGACAAGUCUAUAUCAAAUCUAUACACAUCAAAAUGCCAGUCCGAGACCCCAUCUUCGAAGCUCGUACAAAUGUGAAGCUCCACUCCAACCGCCUGAAAAAAGAAGCCCUCCGCGCCGAAGCAACCUACAAAUCCGAAAAAGCCAAAGCCGACAAAGCCAUGAAAAACCGCGAAUUCCAAAUCGCACGUAUCCACGCUGGCUCCGCAGUCCGCGAAAAGAAACGCCAAGUAAACCUCAAAGCCGAAGCCGCACGCGCAGACGUAAUAAUCAACGAACUCAAAGCCGCACAAUCAACCCGCGACACUUCACGCACACUCGCUUUGGCAUCGAGGGGAUUAGACGCGGCUAGUAAAUCCGUGAAUUUGGAACAUCUGCUAGCGCACGCGAAUAACUUUUUGGCGAGAUCGGAGGAUUUCAAGAUUGCGUCUAGUGCUAUUUCGGAUGUGGCGCAGGGUGUUUCGCAGCAAGAGUAUGGUGCGGAGGGGGAGAGUGAAGUUGAUAAAUUGAUGGAACAAUUGGCUGAUGACGCUGGAGUGGAUUUGAGGAAUGCUUUGGAUGCGGUGACAGCUGCUGCUCCUAAAGAGGAUGUUAAGGAGCAUGCGAAUAAACAUGCUGAUGCGGAGGUGGAGGAUGCUCUUGGUGCAAGGUUGAGGGCUUUACGGGCUGAGGGUUGAUUUUUUUUUUCUUCUAUUUGUUUUUUUCGGAGUUGAUGUUUAAUGUUUGAUGUUUUUGGCGCUGGUUAUGGAUAUAUAGCGUAGUUCUUGAAUUUGAUGUUGUUUAUUC